AUGUUGAUCAUUCCCUUCUCCUUGCUCAUCUUUUAUCUCAUUCACUUCAUUGUGAGAAAAAUUUUUCAUGAGUCGUGGAAUGAGUGGUAUAACGGUAAUGGUGAAUGCAAUGUUGUUGAAGUUAAACUGGUUGUAAUGGAAGCGGGUACUCAUGGAUGUAUAGUUUGUGCCACCAUUCCCUUGGUUGAAGUUAAUCUCCAUGUUGAAAUGCAACACGGCUGGUCACUUCAAGGUGUUAUUUCUCGUGAAAAUUUCUGA
Molecule: messenger RNA, 258 nt
Organism: Cercopithifilaria johnstoni
Lineage: Eukaryota; Metazoa; Nematoda; Chromadorea; Rhabditida; Onchocercidae
Source: the annotation of a GenBank genome assembly